Odobenus rosmarus divergens (Pacific walrus) is the source of this 3400-nucleotide messenger RNA. RefSeq names its product StAR-related lipid transfer (START) domain containing 8 (gene STARD8). Lineage: Eukaryota; Metazoa; Chordata; Mammalia; Carnivora; Odobenidae. Gene Ontology annotation, molecular function: lipid binding; GTPase activator activity. Gene Ontology annotation, biological process: signal transduction; actin cytoskeleton organization; regulation of Rho protein signal transduction. The record is from RefSeq and is a predicted model, not a curated record. The coding region runs from base 347 to 3400 and encodes 1017 amino acids. The transcript is spliced from 14 exons.
AGUGGCCUCGGGUUGACAACAGCUAAGCAGCCGCGGCAGCUGCUCCUCUCGCUGGCACCCUUACCCCCGCCCGACCCCAGGCUCGGCGCGUGCCCCGGACGGGAGCAGUCCUUCCUGCACUCACCUCCUGCCCACUGGCCGCCGUGUCAGGGUCUCGAACCCCAAGUGGUGGACGCGGGCUCCAGAAGUUGAAGCCAAGAGAGCAUGCAAGUGGCUCCGAGCAACAGGAUUCCCUCAGUAUGCUCAGCUUUUUGAAGAAGGUCUGUUUCCCUUGGAUAUUGGCUCUGUGAAGAAGGACCACGGUUUUCUGGACGAGGACUCUUUGGGGGCCCUGUGCAGGAGGCUGAUGACCUUGAACAACUGUGCCUCGAUGAAACUGGAAGUUCACUUUCAAAGCAAGCAGAAUGAAGACUCAGAAGAAGAAGAGCAAUGUAGCAUCAGCAACCACUGGGCUUUCCAGCGAGAAAGUAAAUGCUGGUCUCGUGGGGGCUCCUCUGACCUGCUGGCCCCCCCGAGCCCUGGCCUGCCGGGGACCUCCAGCUGUGAGAGCGUCCUCACAGAGCUCAGCGCCACUUCCCUACCAGCCAUCACCGUGAGCCUAUCGCCGGAGCCAACGGAACGGCCCUCACCCUGCCGUGUCCCCAGCCCGAGCAACCAGCUCCUCCUCAGCCCCGCCCAGGGCCAAGAGGGUCCCCGGGACAAAGCCAAGAAGCACCGUUCUCGUAGCUUCCUUAAGCACCUCGAUUCUCUGAGGCGGAAGGAAAAGGGUGGCGGUCGGCAAGCGGAGCCCGCGCGUGGCCCAGCCACCUUAGAGAAGGCCACCAAAGCCUCCUCUUUCUGCAGUCGCCGUGGCUUCCUCUCAGCUGGAUUCUACAGGGCCAAGAACAGGGCAGCCACCUCAGCCGGUGAUUGCGGCGCUGCGACUCAGAGGGCCUGGGAGGCCUGGCCUGUGGCCAUGUUUCGGCAUCCGCAGCGGGCGCACCGGGGGGACUGCCUCGUGCACGUGCCCGGGGACCACAAGCCAGGCACAUUCCCUCGCUCCCUGUCCAUCGAGAGCCUGCUUCCUGAGGACGGACAGCGCCUGGCAGAUUGGCAGCCAGGUAGGCCCCGGGGCUACGAAGGGCGCCGGGGUUCCUGCGGCUCCACGGGCAGCCAUGCCAGCAUCUAUGACAACAUGCCCGAGCUGUACCCAGCGGAGCCGCUACUGGCCAGGGCUGCAGCCGAAGAGGACGAGGGCGGGGGCAGCUACGCCCACCUGGACGACAUCCUCCAGCACGUGUGGGGGCUGCAGCAACGGGUAGAGCUCUGGUCCCGGGCCGUCUACCCGGACCUGCGGACUGGAGAUAAGGACGAGGAAGAAGAGGAGGAAGAAGAGGAGGAGGAGGUCGCUUCAGCUGCAGAGAUGGCCACAGUUGAGGUCGAGGGGCAGGCUGAGGCUCUGGCCCAGAUGGAGGCCCCGGCCCGCAGAGGGUCCUCGGCCCCGGGCCAGGCUGAUGUUCCGCCAGUGGUCCCAGCUCAGGUUCAGGGUCGGGCGCAGGCCGAGGCCGAGGCUCAGGCCCCGGGUCCAGCCCAGCAUAAUGGGCAGGAGGCAAAUUCAGGUGGGGAGCCCACCUCUGCCCCCAGCCUGACGGUGGAAGACAGGCACUCCGUUGCUGACACUGUGGCCUCCUCCGGCGAACUGGAAAGUAGUGGAAAGUCGCUGAACGAGCCCGAGGCCGCAGGCUCGCCGGCUGGACCUCAGGCAUUAGCACCACGGGAACGACGAGAUUCAGGCGUUGGGGCCUCACUUACCAGACCCUGCAGGAAGCUCCGUUGGCACAGCUUCCAGAACUCCCACCGGCCCAGCCUGAACUCAGAGUCCCUGGAGAUCAAUCGGCAGUUUGCCGGCCAGAUCCACCUCCUGCACAAGGGCUCGCUGCUGCGGCUCACCGCCUUCAUGGAGAAGUACACCGUGCCGCACAAGCCGGGAUGGGUCUGGUCAGUGCCCAAGUUCAUGAAAAGGCAUAAGACCCCGGACUACCGGGGCCAGCACGUGUUCGGGGUGCCCCCCCUCAUCCACGUGCAGCGCACCGGCCAGCCACUGCCACAGAGCAUUCAGCAAGCCAUGCGCUACCUGCGCAGCCAGUGCCUGGACCAGGUGGGCAUCUUCCGCAAGUCGGGGGUGAAGUCCAGGAUCCAGAACCUGCGCCAAAUGAAUGAGACCUCGCCAGACAAUGUUUGCUACGACGGCCAAUCGGCCUACGAUGUGGCCGACUUGCUGAAGCAGUAUUUCCGGGACCUACCAGAGCCUAUCUUCACCAGCAAGCUCACCACCACUUUCUUGCAGAUCUACCAGCUCCUCCCCAAGGAUCAGUGGUUGGCCGCAGCGCAGGCCGCCACCUUGCUGCUCCCCGACGAGAACCGCGAGGUCCUACAGACCCUGCUCUAUUUCCUAAGUGACAUCGCCUCUGCUGAAGAAAACCAGAUGACAGCCGGCAACCUAGCAGUGUGCCUGGCGCCUUCCAUCUUCCAUCUCAACGUCUCCAAGAAGGAUAGCCCCUCACCCAGGAUCAGGAGCAAACGCAGCCUGGCUGGCCGGCCGGGUGCUAGGGACCUGAGUGAGAACAUGGCUGCCACCCAGGGCCUAUCGCACAUGAUCAGUGACUGCAAGAAACUUUUCCAAGUCCCCCAGGACAUGGUGCUGCAACUAUGUGGCUCCUACAGUGCGGCUGAGCUCUGCCCUCCCGGCCCGGGCCUGGCUGAGCUGCGGGAGGCCCAAGCUGCUGGCAGGAGCCUGAGCCUCUACAUGGAGGAGAGCGUCCAGGAGCUGCUCCGUGAUGCUGCCGAGCGCUUCAAGGGCUGGAUGAGUAUGCCAGGGCCCCAGCACACGGAGCUGGCUUGCAGGAAGGCUCGAGACGGGCACCCCCUGCGUGUGUGGAAGGCGUCCACUGAGGUGGCGGCCCCUCCAGCCGUGGUGCUACACCGUGUUCUGCGGGAGAGGGCCCUCUGGGACGAGGACCUGCUGCGGGCCCAGGUGUUGGAAGCCCUGAUGCCGGGCGUGGAGCUGUACCACUAUGUCACCGACAGCAUGGCGCCCCAUCCCUGCCGCGACUUUGUGGUGCUCCGGAUGUGGCGCUCCGACCUGCCCCGCGGCGGCUGCCUGCUAGUCUCCCAGUCUCUGGAUCCGGAGCAGCCCGUGCCAGAGUCAGGGGUGCGGGCCAUGAUGCUCACUUCCCAGUACCUCAUGGAGCCUUGCGGCCUGGGCCGCUCCCGGCUCACUCACAUCUGCCGCGCUGAUCUCAGGGGCCGUUCUCCUGACUGGUACAACAAAGUCUUUGGGCACCUGUGUGCCAUGGAGGUGGCAAAGAUCCGGGACUCCUUCCCCAGCCUGCAGGCAGCUGGCCCCGAGACAAAGUUGUGA